AUGAUUGAGAGUAAGGACCAGGACAUAUUCUACGACUGCGACCCGAUGCUGGACCUCUCCGAUUCGACCGACGACGAUGAGAACGAGAACGACGACGAAAGCGCCGAAUACGACCCCACGCUUACCGUUCCUUAUGAAGAAUCCUUCGAAGACGAUGAUCCUCCACUCUCCUUUCCUGACGACCCCAAUUUCAUUGAUUCCGGCUGGGCGGUCGAGUGCUUACAAGACAUAGAGGACAUUGAUUUCGAAUUCGUCUACGCGCUGCACACAUUUGUGGCUACGGUCGAAGGACAAGCAAAUGCAACCAAAGGUGACACUAUGGUUCUGCUGGAUGACAGCAACAGUUAUUGGUGGCUAGUCAGGGUUGUCAAAGACAGUAGUAUUGGAUAUUUGCCCGCAGAGCACAUCGAAACUCCAACAGAACGACUCGCUCGCUUGAACAAACACAGAAAUGUGGACCUCUCUUCGGCCAUGCUUGGGGAUACGGCAGAGAAAAAGGCACAAAACUUCAAAUCACCUAUCAGAUUUGGACGUAAGACGGUUACCUUUACUUCGCCAACCUACCAUGACUAUACCGAAAUCGACGACUAUUCCAGUGAUGAAGAGGAUAUAGACAAUCUGUUCGCCAGCUCGAGCACUUCCGCUAAGCAAGACCAGCAACAAGAGCAAAAGAAAGAUACCCGAGAUGCAACAAAAACGAUAUCGAUUGUCGAGGACGAUUCCUCAGAGGAGAGUGCCAGGGUUGAGCCGCUGAAGCCUCGCUCAGGCAAGGAAGUCAAGAUGGCUAUGGAGCCUUCCAAGGUUGACACCGUGGAAGAAGAGGAUGAGGCUAGGGGCAGUGAUGAUAUUCUAUUUGACAAAGAGCAAGGGCCAAGUCGAUCCCGCAACGGCACUGUCAGGAACACCGACUCUUUCUUUAGAGACGAGACUGUCGAAACCAAGAAGAUCACUCUUACGCCUAACCUAUUGCGAGACGACAACCAGUCUCGGCCAUCGCAAGAUUCUACGAAGGACAAUAGAUCCAGGGGAAGUAUCGAUAAGCUUGAUAAGGAGCUCAUGUCCGAUAAAGAGAAGAAGAAGCAUCAAGACAAGAGCCGAAAAGAGAAGGAAAAGAAGCCAAGCGCGAUCCGAAGUUUCUUUUCCAGAAAGGACAGAAAGAAGUCGGUGGACGAUGACGACGAAUCUUUUGGAAAACGUUCUAUGGACAUGACCUCCGAGCCCCGAGAUAGUGAGUCGAUCGAGGAGGUUGCAUCACCAGAGAGACAGCCACAACGAAGCACCAGCAAGCUUCAGAAACAGAUACCCCGAAACGAAACAUCGUCUGGAAAGGGCGAGCCAUCAUCGACGAUGGAGCUGGCUGCUUACCUGGCUGAGUCUCGGGUUAACGAUGUGUCAAACGUACCACCCGCAUCAAUGCGCAUUGUGAACCCCGAGACCAAGGAGACUCAUGAAGUGCCGUCGAGUACGCAAUUCGGGAACAACAACUCCAGAGCACGGGCCUCUUCGGCCGCUGCGCAGCAUGAUGAUACGAAGGCGUUGGCUAGGGCACUUGGUCGCAGUGCCAGCACAGGAGAUGAGCCUAGGACGACACGGACAAGCAAGCCUCGCCCCCUCAUGGAUGUUGAUGAAUUGACUAGUUCUGAUGACGAUGACGACGAUGAUGACACCGCAUCUCAGCCAACCACUCGAACAACACCGGAACAGGGUGUUGAGAAGAAACCUGAAGGUAUUUUGCGGCCACAACUUCCUGGGGCAUUCCCGGACAGUUUCGAUGCAACUGCCAAGCAACCUCCAGCUACCACAGAACCUGGCGCGCAGCAGAGCCGUCUGUCAGAAUCACCAAUACAGGUGUCGCCUGUUAAUGGAGUACGACCACCUGCAUUGGAGGUCGACACAUCCUCUCAAGAUGGACGAUCAUCAUCCGAAGUACCGUCACCAGAGCUUGGGCCUGGAGAUGCAACACCAAAAGACGUCAGCCCAACGAGAAGCGUCAAAGAGCCUGGCUGGGAUGACGAGAAGCUACGUGCCUUCUUUGACGAUGGCGAGCAUGUCCGAGACCUUCUCAUGGUCGUUUAUGAUAAGACAGACGUUGAGCCUGUGAGCAAGGACCAUCCAGUGGUCAGCGGGAUGUUCAGGGAGCAAAACGCAAAGCUAGCGGAGAUUACUACUCAACUCGACAACAUGCUCGGAGACUGGUUGGCUAGAAAGCAGAGACUUCGAGGUUCGCUCUGA
Molecule: messenger RNA, 2232 nt
Organism: Fusarium coffeatum
Lineage: Eukaryota; Fungi; Ascomycota; Sordariomycetes; Hypocreales; Nectriaceae
Exons: 4
Coding region: 1-2232 (743 amino acids)
Biological process (GO): establishment or maintenance of actin cytoskeleton polarity
Cellular component (GO): cell tip; microtubule cytoskeleton
Molecular function (GO): protein binding
Source: RefSeq, a predicted model, not a curated record